This is a messenger RNA of Saccostrea cuccullata (small rock oyster), 559 nucleotides long. RefSeq names its product furin-like. Gene Ontology annotation, cellular component: Golgi membrane; trans-Golgi network. Gene Ontology annotation, molecular function: serine-type endopeptidase activity. Gene Ontology annotation, biological process: peptide hormone processing. The annotation marks the transcript as partial. The transcript has 6 exons. The record is from RefSeq and is a predicted model, not a curated record. Lineage: Eukaryota; Metazoa; Mollusca; Bivalvia; Ostreida; Ostreidae.
AUGACGCCGAAUACUCGUCGGGUCAGGCUUGUCGGCAGAGGAUUCUCCCUCUUCCAUGUCACCUUAUCCAACAAUUGGUAUUUUACAGAUCACUUUAUUGUUUCUGUGAAGGGAGGAAGGUAUGAUGCACUUAGACUGGCUAAUAAACAUGGCUUCCACUUGUUGUAUGAGGUCUUUCCAAAUACUUAUGUAUUCAAAAGAAAGGAUGGAACAACCAAUGCACAUAUUCGCAGGGGCUCGAUUUCUCUUAUGUUGAGAGAAUCCAGGAAUAUGAACACUACUAAUGCAAUUCCUGAUCAAGGUGUCUUAACAUCAUGGUCGCAGGGAUUUACCGGGAGGGGAAUAGUUAUUGGAAUUGUUGAUAACGGCGUUGAAAUAAAUCACCCUGAUUUGUCAGAAAAUCUAGUAUCUGGAUUAAGUUUUAAUUUCAUAGAUGGAACAUCAAAUCCUUCUCCUGAGUCUGGACAUAGCCACGGCACUAAAUGCGCUGGUAUUGCAGCUGCUGUGGGUAACAAUGGUCACUGUAUACUUGGAACAUCUUACGGAGCAAAAUUUAUUG